Molecule: messenger RNA, 1898 nt
Organism: Myxocyprinus asiaticus (Chinese sucker)
Lineage: Eukaryota; Metazoa; Chordata; Actinopteri; Cypriniformes; Catostomidae
Product: immunoglobulin superfamily member 21-like
Exons: 10
Coding region: 239-1738 (499 amino acids)
Biological process (GO): heterophilic cell-cell adhesion; homophilic cell-cell adhesion
Cellular component (GO): adherens junction
Source: RefSeq, a predicted model, not a curated record
GCGCGCAUAUUUUCAUCAAAAUCCAUAUAUCUAUUUUUUAAUCCUCGACUGCCGCCGUAUUGCUGGUUGAAGUCGACGAGAGGACACUAUUUCACAAUGCAACGCUUUUAAUAAUCUUUGCGCAAUCUUCACAUCUCAUCUUUGCGUCCUCUGAAGUGCGCAUUUGUUUUAAACUUCAAUUUUCCUUCCGUCACUUGGACAGCAUCAUGACCGGUUUGUGGGAUCGCAUCCCUUUGGAAUGGUGGGAAUUACGCGGCGAGAUGCCGGAGCGCAUGUAAACGCCAAUGGAGUUUGGGAUUUAUUGCAAAAUAUGGGAAAGAUGACCGUCUUGUCUUUGUGUUUUCUCUUGUGCGCUGAUCUACUGCAAGUAGCUGUCGGAUAUUUGACCGUAACGAUAGAGCCCUUGCUACCUGUUGUUGUGGGAGAGACCGUGACUCUAAAGUGCAACUUUAAGACAGAUGGAAGAUUGCGAGAGAUUGUGUGGUACAGGGUUACUGACGGGGGCACUAUUAAGCAGAAGAUUUUCACGUACGAUGCUAUGUUCAAUACCAAUUACUCCCAUAUGGAGGAUUACCGCCGACGGGAAGACCUGGUAUAUCAGUCGACAGUCCGGCUCCCAGAGGUUCGGAUUUCAGACAACGGACCUUAUGAAUGCCAUGUAGGAAUCUAUGAUCGUGCAACACGGGAGAAGAUCGUCCUGGCAUCAGGGAACGUCUUGCUUACGGUCAUGUCUCCACCCAACAACAUCUCAGUGGUGGCAGAGAACACCCCAGCACCAUUCAGCCGCUACCAGGCCCAGAACCUCACUCUGGUCUGUACUGCCAAAGGAGGCAAACCAGCCCCAUCGGUAUAUUUCAAGCGUGAUGGAGAAUUGAUAGAGGUGAUCUCCUACGUUUCACCCACCAUGGGUUACGAGGGCAUUGGCUCUGCUGGUGUGCGUGGAGCCAGACCUCUGAUCAGCAGGGACCUGGAUGACACCAAGCUGAGGAAGUCUCUUUCUCUGCUGGGUCCGGACGGCAGGCCCGGAAGACUCAAUACAGAAAGCCCUGGACGGAGCUACAUUGCCAAGCAGCCAGGUCACGAGCCCAGCCCGGCCACAGAGACCAUCCCAGAGACAGUGGUCAGCCGGGAGUUCCCACGCUGGGUCCAGAGCACAGACCCCCUGUACUACUUUAGCAACAUGCAUAUGCCCCAGAGCGAUGGGUCAGUGCUGGUUCAGGCCAAACUCACCUGGACCCUAAAUCCGCAGUUGGACAACGAUGCACUCUUUAGCUGCGAGGUCACGCACCCGGCUCUCUCCAUGCCUAUGCAGACCGAGGUCAUAUUGGCGGCUCCGAAAGGCCCCAAGCUUGUGAUAACCCCUACCAGGGCAAAGGUAGGGGAUACAGUUCGCAUCACCGUCCAAGGUUUCCAGGUAGGAUCUCCAGGGAAUGAGGUGUUUCCUGAGCCUCUGUUCACCUGGACGCGGGUUGGUGGGAGACUGCUGGACGGCAGUACAGAGAAAGAUGGGAAGGAGCUGGUGUUGGAGCGAGUCCCUGCAGAACUCAACGGCUCCAUGUACCGCUGCACGGCUCAGAAUCCACUGGGCUCUACUGACACACACACACGCCUCAUUGUUUUUGAAAACCCCAGUAUGAUGAAAAACACACAGAACCCGAACAAUGGAGCGCCUGGUUUGCACAAGCUUGGACUGAUAAUACUGCCUCUUGUUCUCAUAAUGACUGUUGAACUGACGUGAAUAUCUUCAAUUCAACCACACACAAACACACCUCCUCUCCAGUCCGCCACACACACUCACAAACACACACACACACACACACACACACACACACACACACACACACAUACACACACAUACACACACACACACACACACACACACACACACACACACACAA